Messenger RNA from Musca vetustissima, 6105 nucleotides. RefSeq lists its product as uncharacterized. Gene Ontology annotation, cellular component: nucleolus. Lineage: Eukaryota; Metazoa; Arthropoda; Insecta; Diptera; Muscidae. The transcript has 4 exons. Bases 1 to 6105 code for a protein of 2034 amino acids. The record is from RefSeq and is a predicted model, not a curated record. Gene Ontology annotation, biological process: maturation of LSU-rRNA from tricistronic rRNA transcript (SSU-rRNA, 5.8S rRNA, LSU-rRNA); maturation of 5.8S rRNA from tricistronic rRNA transcript (SSU-rRNA, 5.8S rRNA, LSU-rRNA).
AUGGCUGUGGAAGUAAAUAAAAGGAAAAGGAAACACGACGAAGAAAAUCCAGAUGAAGAUGAAGGAAUCGCUGCAGUGCCCAAGAAAAAAGAAAAGAAACCCAAAAAAGUCAAGGAAGAAAAUGAUAAUGAGGAAACUAAUGCAGAUGAUUCUCAGCAGGACUCCGGAUUUGAACCUGAGGAGAAGCCUAUGAAAUUUUCAAAAGAUUUUAAUAUGACCAACUUUAGAAGCAAACUUCGUGGUGUCAGCUUUAUAACUGAGCUAAGACAUUUCUUGUACCUGUGCGGUGUUCGUCCAAAAAUGAUUGCCAAAUAUAUAGAAAAGCGUGGCAAGCCAUUGGAACUGGCAGAGGCUUUGGAGCGCAUAGACAAAAACAAUGUCUUGCAUUCUGCCUAUAUUUGUGAAGCUCUGUACCUGGUGCUGAUGGAGAUAUUGGGCAAUCAAAGGAAUCACAUGGAGUCAGCAGUUCAUGCGUCAAGAUAUUUUCUCAAAACUCAUGGUGCCAUAUUGGAACUAUUGUUGGAAUCUGCCCAGUUUAAUCAUCGUAAAAUAGCAUUAAAGUUACUCACUGCCUUCGUCUGCAUAGAGCCACAAUUAGGCAGACAAAUUUUAUCCUCCUAUGAUAUUUUGUCGAAUAAACACACAAUUGUGAAGUUUCUCUCCCAUUCACCAGCAGAAGUGAAACAAGCGGAAGAGACCAAAGGCGAAGAAAUCGAGACAGUGCGGAAAUGCUUCAUUCAUUUCGUGUUGGCCUAUUUGGUCGAUGGAAACACACUUCUCAUACGUAAUAUUUUGGAUCGAACUUCUAUAAUAAGUGCCCUGGUUUAUGGCCUUGUUUUUGAUGAUUCUGUGACGGUGUGCGUGGUCUUGAGUACUCUGAAAAAAUAUGUACUGGAGUGUCCCGACAUAUCAAAGACCAAAAAGGUUCACGUUUUCGACGUAAAUUGUUGCAAAUCACUGCUGGAACUAUACGAUUGGAAGGGACCUACAUUUUAUGUUGAACAGACCAAAAGAACGAUAAAAGGGCGUAAGGAUUUCAGAAACCUUAUAAAUAAGGAUGAAAAGGAGGCAGUAUCAAAGGCCGCUCAUGACUUCUUGUUGGAACUUCUAACAUCACGAAAACAUGGCAUAGCUUUCGAUACUAUAACACAUUUCCGACAAAAACACAAUACCAUACAAGGUCAAGUUAUUGGAGCUGUGAAAUUUCCAUGGGAACAUGAUUUGAAGAAGGAUCUGGUUUUGAAAAUAUUAGAAAACUGUCCCGACCUUUUCCGUAACACAGUACGUAAUUAUGCCGGAGUUAUAAAUCCAAUGCUUCGUAUAAAUGAAAGUUGGAAAAAGGCUACAUACUUCCUGAUAGACGUAAUAAAUACAUGCCACCCAAAUCACUUGAAAGGUGCUCUGGACAAAAUCACCAUAACCGAUUUCACAUAUUGGAUCAAGGAUAUUUGCUUGCCAAUUGAAACUCUGGUACAUUUGAAUGGCAAUGAGUUGCUGGCAAAUGUUAGAUUUGACUAUCGAUUGGCCAGUACUAGCUUGCUUUUGGCCAUGUUCAAGCAAUACACAAACUAUAUGCGAGUAAUAUUGCAACGGGAACAGAAGAAGUCGGCUGGAUCGAAUACAUUGAGAAAGUUUAAAUUUGACAUUUUAAAUCACUUGUUAUUGCAUUUCCCACCAAUUGAAAAAGUGUUAAGGUCGCUUGAAGUUUCAAUUAACGUGAAGAAUUUGGAGGGUGUUGAUGUUUUGGCCCAUUUGGACGUCGCAUUGGAUCUCACAAUGCUGCUUUGUCAAGAAAAUGAUUCUUUCGUCAACAAGACUUCUACCCUUUUGGACUAUUUGGAACUUUUGCGCCCCCUUUAUGCUGGCAAGGAAAACGCCAGUCCGGAAAACAUUAAAUUGGAAAUGAAGGCUAUUAAAACCAUUUUAUGGAUUUCACCAAAGUCGUUGGACCCCCAGACUGAGCAAUUCAACAGUGUGCUGGCAUCUCUGAUCAAUGCCUUUGUGAAUGGGGAAAGCCAAACCAGUCAUGAGGCUGGAUUUCUUCUCAGGACAAUCUUCAAGAAUACUGGCAUUUUCGAUUCAGGAAUACUAGAAAUUGAUUUUUGGCUUGAAGCUUUGAAAUUUAUUCCCAACGAAAGUGUACAAUUGGUUACACAAGUUUUUGUUGAGGUCUUCAAGGUUCUCAAAGCUGAUGUUGAAUGUCCGAAAACUGUUGAGACUGUAACGAAUACGAAAAACUUACAUACUCUAUUCGAAAACAUAGAAAAGGGCCUAUCGGUUCAGGCAUACACCGAAGCCUUGUCUAUUAGUAAGCUAAUGCCUUUGAUUUUCAAGGGUGUUUUAAUUGAAAAGGAAUUGGGCAAUUAUUUGGAAAUUGUGUGCAUUCUAAUGUUUCACUACUAUCCUUCGGCUGAGAAUGUCUUAAGACUGUAUGAACAACAAUUUAAAGACCUCAAGUCUUACAUGACUAAUUGGCUGUCCAAUGACAUUAAGGAAGAACGUAAACUUUUGCCAAAAUCAGAUAAGUUCAAGCAAAUUAACCAUUUCACAGAGAUUCAGCAAAUGGUUAUCAACAGUUCUCCUGAUUUUGAAGAUAUCUUUGAAAGCAAGUCAUCUGAAAACAACGUUGAGGUGGAAUUUAAAGGAAAUCUUAAAAAAUUCUCAACUAUCGUACAAAACGAACGGCUACUGAUGAUAUACGUUCAACAAAUUUUAUUCCAUGUCGAUAAAUUAAUGGAGAAGGAAAUGUUGUCGGAGAAGCAAUCAUUGAAAAGCGCAGAAUUCAUUGUCGAUUGCUUAGAAGUUAUAAUGAAAUGCUCGCCUCAGAAAGACAGUUCUUUGACAGCGUAUACAACAGAUCAAGACAGUUGCAUAAAUUGCAUUUUAAAGUAUAUCUUUGGCGUGAAAUUGAACUCUAUUAAAUCUGGUGAUUUGAUUACGUCAACUAUUGCAAGUGUUUCAUUUAGAAACUAUUUGAAAUUUAUUAAUGUCCUGACACAACACUGCAAACGAUUGGAAAGUUUUGAUCAUUAUGCGGAAAAUUUCAAAUUGAAAUUGGUCAAAGCAUCAGCUAUUUCUGUAAAUGACACCAAUGAAGUUACAUCCCACUCUGAGCAGUUAGAGGAAUUUGUUAACAUACUGAGGACCUUCAAUUUGUCGGCCAAUCACUGUGGCGAAAUAUUGGACACACUACUCUCGAAAAUCACAUAUAAAGAUUUGUUUUCAAAUGAACUAAAAACCAUCUACCACUCUCUUUUAGUGGCUUGUUUCCAGCGAUUGGCCGAAUUGAAAAAGACCCUAAAUGGUGGUGAUUUUAUUAGGAAAUUUUCGAAAAUGUAUUCCAACAUAUUUAAGAAACUAGAGGGAGAAUACAAUGUCGAAAGCUUGGAGGAGGCCUUUUACAAUUUCCUCAUCAUCAAUCAUCAAUAUGUGGAGCAAUUGGGAUCGAAAUUCUUUGAGUCCUUCUUUAAGGAAAGAAAACUUUCAAAGUACAGCAUAAAGUUGUGUUGUCUACUUUUCGAACGUAAUCCCAAUUUGGAGUCAGUCUUUUUGGAACAACUGGAGAGUAAUAUCGAUAAGAAGGAAUUAAUUUAUCCGCUCUUAUCCAUAGCGUUUGCAAAAAAUACCGAAAUAGAGGCAUCGCUUAUGCAGAAAAUCUAUCAGAACUACAAGAAUGGUUUUAUGCGUUGCAUUGAAAAACCCCUCAAGGCCGGCGUGAUUUAUAAGGAAAAUGUAGAGUCCAGCAUAAAAUUAAUCGAACAAUGUAUGCCCCUGACAGAAUGUCGUGAUUUCUGCAACAAACAAUUUAAAUUUGAAAAUAUAGAAACGUAUCAGAUGCGCUCCGUAUAUGCUAUCUAUGAGAAGGCCUUCAGACAUGUUGAAGAGAUGCCCACCAAGUCCAACAUUUUUGUAAAUUUUGUAAUGCUGAGCGUUCAAAUGCUGUCUUUGGACUUGAAAAUGCAAAAGCUAAACCAGGAAAAACUAGAAUUGGCUGCAUAUCAAAUAGAUCAAUGGUUCAAACAGGGGCUGCGUUUACAGGCUAGUGCGCAAACACAAACCACAGAUGCCGAAUAUGAAAAUGAAUUUUCGCCUGAUUUCUCGAAACUUUUGAAGUCCCAGCAGUGGCUACAAUUUUGUAAGGCCUGCUUAAAGACUGGAAUGCAUAUCAGCGAAGCUGUUGUUGAAGACGAAACGGAAGAUAGAUUCAAUGGGCUGCUUUUAAAGCUCUUUGCUCAUCUAUGUGAGCAUUUGUAUAUCGAUUAUUCAGAGGAGAUUGCUGAGUCGGAGGUUCCUCAAGAGCCAGCUCAAUUGUACGAAAUGAUAUAUACACAUUCUAAGUUUUACGACAUUAUCCUAACAAAAGGUCAACAGUCUGAAGUAAAAACCCAGGUGCUGCACUUACUUUUCACGUUAGCCAAGAAGUGUCCCUCGUCAUUGAAUGAAAAACAAAUUCCUUUCAUAUUAGGCUCCUACCAAGCCCGUCUAAGCGAUAGUGACCGUUACGCUUUGGCUCUAUUAAACUUAUUCGAGUACUACGACUGCGGUUUGCACAAAUACCGUCCCUUCAUUUGGGGAGAGAGUGCUGUGGCAUUCUAUGCUCUGCGUGUCGAUGUAGAGGAAAGGUCUAAGUUAACACACCAAGAAACUUCCAUUGAACAGGUAAUGUCGUUAGUAGAUCGCCAGAUAUGUGAGUAUACCAUCGAUAAUUUCCCCAUAUGGCGCAAAUUGGAUACGUUACAACAACUGCCACAGGUUGAAUUUGAAAAUCCGUUUACACGACCAUGGUCGUUUGGAGCCAAUGACUUGGAGAACAAAGUGGAAAUGGGAAUAACGGAAAUCGAAGAACAAGAGUUACGACUCUGUCCGAAAAGAAAGAGCGUAUUUGAACAAUGCUAUGACCCAGCCUUCUUUGUGCCACUUAUGUCUAUGUGCUUUGCUCCAGAAGCUUAUUCGCACCCGGCACGACCCGUACAAAAUGGCUUACUGGCACUUACCUUCGCUGCUUUGUCUUCACAAGAUAAAGACAUGCGAUUGGCCUCUGGCUGUGUUCAAUUGCGCUAUCGCAGUCACUUCGAAAACAAGAAAUUCUUUGAAAAACCCUUGUGGAUCCAGACCUACGAAAACAUACAGUCAGGUCUCAAUGAUUUGCGCAAUUCUUGGAUGAAACACAAAUCCAACAAAGGCACACCCAGAGUACCGUAUAUUGCAGGCCUGUUCGUGUCGAAAACAUUCAACCUAACCACAGAUCCAACACAUCUACUUUACAAACAGUUGACCAUGUAUUUGAGGCUGAAAAGCAGCUUCAAUUUCCAGUGUAUUCCAGAAUUCAAUGUUCUAUUCUUUUCACCCGAAGUAGAACAUGAACAGUUCCGUAAAUUUAUUGUGGAGGUAAUUCGCAAUGGUGUUAAAUCAAGUUCCGAUUUGUUCUUGCUGGUCUCCACGAAUACCUUCAAAGUCUUAAUGGGUUUCUACGGCAGUACUAUGUCUACGUUGGAAUUGAAUUUGUUAAUACUUUCAGUCUUUUCGACGUGUGUCAAAAUCCCAGCCUCCAGUAAGAUUAUGAUAGAGCAUAUUGGAAUCCUACCAUGGUUAUGCUCCAUUGUUUCGUCGAUUGAGUUCUAUCAGUUCGAUGUUAUUGAGGGUCUCAUCAGUAUAAUCAAUAACUUGUGGUAUGCUCUAAAAGCCAACGAAAAGGAAUUCCACAAUUUUAGUCACAUUGUCUUCGAGUUGCACAGACUUAUAGUUCAGUUGUUGCCGCUGCUGUCACCGAGAAUUUCCGUUUCAAAUUUCUCCAAAUUAAUGAAUAUUUUAAAUAAAACGGCAUUGGAUCCAUCGCAAUACCAUGCAGUUACCUCCGAUCAACUGUCCAAACUAAUUGGUUGUGCUGAGAAGCAUUUCGGCUCUUUGGUGGCAAGUAUCGAAUCGAUUUUCGAAUAUGGUGGCAAUGGUUCUUCGUCUGUGCACAAUUACUGUAAGGAACUAUAUGAGCUGGGAGAAAAUAGUACAACUAUCAGAGCUUUAUCAAGUUUAAGGACAUAUACAAUUUCCUGGUGGUCCGUGUGUAACAACAAUUGUACUGCUGAUACCUCACUGGCAUUAGAUUGA